Molecule: messenger RNA, 3576 nt
Organism: Puntigrus tetrazona (Sumatra barb)
Lineage: Eukaryota; Metazoa; Chordata; Actinopteri; Cypriniformes; Cyprinidae
Gene: zbtb24
Product: zinc finger and BTB domain containing 24
Biological process (GO): regulation of transcription by RNA polymerase II
Cellular component (GO): nucleus
Molecular function (GO): protein binding; RNA polymerase II cis-regulatory region sequence-specific DNA binding; DNA-binding transcription factor activity, RNA polymerase II-specific
Source: RefSeq, a predicted model, not a curated record
UGAUUUUCGAAUCCGGCGCUAGUCUUUUAGCGACGUGAACGUGUUUUAGAAGGGAAAGCGGAGCCGCUCUUUGUUGCGACGCACGGCCCUGGGCUUAAAGUAUUGCGUUCAUUUAUUACUGUGUUCAAAGACCUUUGACACAAGAUAUGCGUGAAGAUUCAUACUUCGCGCGAUUGUUGUGUGUGUGUGUGUGUGUGUGUGUGUGUGUGUGUGUGUGUGUGUGUGUGUGUGUGUGUGUGUGACCCAAAGAAAUAUUAGCAUUGGUUCUGAUACCAUAUUCAUGCACCAUAUCGUAUUUAGGCUACAUGGUUCAUGGUUGCUAGCGCCCUAAAAAAGUAUCGGUCUUUUCUGAUAGGUUAAAUACAGGAGGAGGAGGGGAAAACAGUGUUAAAUAUAAAUUUGUGAAAACAUACUACAGGACAUUUAGCAUACUUUAUUCAUGCAAUUAGCUGAACUUUAGAGAGCUUCUUGCUAACUUAAGUACAUUUACACUACACUAAAAUAUACUUCAGUGCCAUUUCUGUUGAAAUCGCAUCAAUAUAUCUAUAAUUCCACGUAUUUUUAAUGAUGUUUAAUAUCAUUUAUAUCAUUUAAAAUAUAUUAACUUAUGUGUUUUAGUAUGUCAACAUCAGCACACAUAGUGUACUUCUUUCAAGCACUAUGAAAGUUAAUUAAAAUGUCAUUUGAACACAAAAAAAGAAGAAUUGGUUGGUUAUCGAACUGUUUCUGGUCCCCGCUGACUUCACUAGUAUUUUGUAUUAUUAUUAUUUAUUUACUUGCAAGUCAUUGGGGACCAUAAAAAUAUUUGUUUACCACAAUUCUUCAAAAUAUCUUCUUUUAUGCUAAAAGACAAAAAAAACCUCACAGGUUUAGAACAACUUAUAUUAUAAAAUAUGUCUUUUUUAUUAUUAUUAUUAAUUUUGGAUGAACUACAUAUUAAUGAAUUAGCAUUAUAUCGUCUGCAAAGAUAUUAUAAGAUUUGAAGUACACGGUUAAAGACACUUUCACAAGAGCGUGCAUAGUUUGAAGUGCAUAUAGUAAACAGGCCUAUCGUCUUUUAUAAGUGGAGGAGAAAAUAUUUUCCUUUUGUUUCGAUGAGUAGAAGCCACACGUGCCAUGCAUUUAUCGUGAAAAACCACGAACAAGACUAUUCGAAGUAAAAAAAACGAAUAUAUUAAAUAUGGGCUUGGUGUUGAUGCCCAUCUAGGUUCUAAAGCAAAGUGUUAUUGUAAACUGUGUCAACUUUUUCCUUGUUAGAUUCAAGUUCGCUGAGAGAGCAUCAUGUCUGCACCAUCGUCUGUUCUCGCCCUGCAUUCGAAAACACACAAGGACACGAUCCUGCACGAGUUCGCCAAGCUCAGAAGAAGGGAGCUGCUCUGUGACAUAACCCUCAUCGUAGAAGAUGCGCACUUCAAGGCGCACAAGGCUCUUUUAGCAGCAAGCAGCGAGUAUUUCUCCUUAAUGUUCACCGCCGAAGAUCAAAUCAGCAAGUCGGUGUAUCAACUGGAUGGCAUGUCUGCGAAAGCCUUCUCGGCCGUGCUCGAGUUUAUCUACAGCGCAAAUGUGUCCGUGGACGAGGGCAGCUUCGAGCAGCUGCUGGACAUGGCGCGGAUCCUGGACGUCCGAGACCUGCUCAAAGCCCACGAGGACCUUCAAAAGGACAGCUCAGCGGCCGAAAACGCCAUGUCCGCCGAGGGAGACGGUGCCACGCAGACAAAGCGUAAAAGAGGGCGGCCCAAAAAGAGCAUUCACACCCAGGAGUUGAGUCGGAAAGAGAAUCCAGAAAGCGGUUUAACGGGAAAAACUACCCCUGAGCCCGCAGAACCCCUCUCGGAUGCCCCUUCCGCGGGAGACGCCGACUAUAACCCCCGAGAGGACAGGCCCCGUCACAGCAAGCGCAAAAUAAAGCAGCCCGUCAAGCUGAAGGGGUACAGGUUAGGAGACGAGCUCUCGGAGCGCAAGGAGCCGGGGAAGAGGGGACGUAAGAGGAAGUACCCGGACACAGAGGCCCGGUGCGAGCAGUGUGGGAAGGUGUUUAAAAAUCACCUGUUUCUGAAGAUACAUCAGCGCACUCAUACAGGUGAAAAACCGUUCAGAUGCAGUGUCUGUGGCAAGGGUUUUACCCAGAAACACACUCUUUUGGUUCAUCAGCGCAUGCAUACGGGAGAAAAGCCCUUCAUCUGCACUAUAUGCUCCAAAGCGCUGUCCACGAAACAUUCUCUGCUGGAGCACAUGAACCUGCACACAGAGAAAAAGUCAUUCGGUUGUGAACAGUGUGGCAAAAGCUUCAGUCAGAAGCGGCAGCUGAAAAGCCAUCACCGCAUUCACACAGGAAAAGCGCUGCCCGAGUGCGCGCACUGCCAUCAUAAGUUCAUGGAUGCAGCUCAGCUGAAGAAGCACCUGAGAACUCAUACCGGAGAGAAGCCGUUCACGUGUGAGAUCUGCGGGAAGUGCUUCACAGCCAAGAGCACACUGCAGACGCAGAUCAGGAUACACAGAGGAGAAAAGCCGUACAACUGCAACAUCUGCGAUAAGACCUUCUCCGACCCCAGUGCCAGGAGGCGUCACGUGGCGUCUCACACGGGGAAAAAGCCGUUCAUGUGUUCCAUCUGCAGCUUGUCGUUUGCCCGAAUGGACAACCUUAAAGCUCACACCAAGACUCACAACAAGGAGCGCCAACAAGGAGAAGCCGAGACCACGGGGCCUGCGCCGGUGGAGGCCGCUUCAGGGCCUGAUGAGAUGCACAGCAUCCUCCAGCUCCAGCCGUACCAGCUUCCCGCCCAACCCGAGCAGGAGAUCCAGCUGGUGGUGACCGGCGAGGUGGACGACAUCAACCUGGGCCAGGAUCAAAGCAUCAGCAUCAUCGCGGCAGAAGAUGCUUCCGUGGAGCAGGGCCUCACGCUUCUCACCCAGCCUUCCGGUCACGUCCAAAACCUGGCGCUGGUCACGCCUGACGGGUUAGACGCCGGCGCUCAAAUCCAAACCAUCAGCGUUUUAGGAAGCCAGGUGAGCGGCGAACAGCCCGAGCAAAUGCACGUCAUCACGCUGACCAAAGAAGCCAUGGAGCAGCUGCGGGUUCAUCACGGAGGUUCUCAGCAGCUGCAGGUGAUCCACCAGCUGUCCGAGAGCGCUGCUGAAAAUCCCAGACGGACGGGGCCCGCGGGAGGCAUUCACAUCAGCAGCCAGAGCGGCCAGCCUAUCUCCAUCAGCCAGACCAGCGAGCAGAUCCCCAGCGAUCAGAUCCAGGGCCAGACCUUCCAGAUCCAGGCUGGGACGGUCUCGUACCUCUACACCACCAGCAUGAACCCGCAGAACUGAACAUCCAUAAUGCUGACGCUUGGUCUCUUUUGUUGUGUAAAUAGUUGUGUUUUAAUGUUAAAGCUGAUUUCGUUGAGAAGGAAUCUGAUAUAUGAUUACACUGUGACUUUUUCAUAAAGCAGAGCCAUACCUAAUGUUUGUUAUUAAAGAGUUGCUGUUUGUAAAAAAGAACAAUGGUUAUGCUUAUUCUCCUUUUGUUGUAAAUGGUUAUAUUUUUGUACUUGUUAAGGAGACAAAAGACAAUAAAUGGUUCGUGUA